This is a messenger RNA of Alexandromys fortis (reed vole), 6001 nucleotides long. RefSeq names its product transcription factor 12 (gene Tcf12). The record is from RefSeq and is a predicted model, not a curated record. The transcript has 21 exons. Gene Ontology annotation, biological process: regulation of transcription by RNA polymerase II. Lineage: Eukaryota; Metazoa; Chordata; Mammalia; Rodentia; Cricetidae. Bases 330 to 2450 code for a protein of 706 amino acids. Gene Ontology annotation, molecular function: RNA polymerase II cis-regulatory region sequence-specific DNA binding; DNA-binding transcription factor activity, RNA polymerase II-specific; protein dimerization activity. Gene Ontology annotation, cellular component: chromatin; transcription regulator complex.
GCUUGAGGCGCGGAGGGAUCCGGAGGCGAGCGGAGCUCGGUGCUGAGGCCGCCUCAGCGAAAAAAAAAAAUGUCCGCCUGAGGAGACCCACAAGUUCUAUCGGGGGGACCGCCAGCCCGCCCGGGGAGCCACGGGCGGCCAAGCCCGAGAGCCGCCCGAGCCGCGCGGACCCAAGCGCUCGCGCGGGCCCGAGGCCACCGAGCCGCCGGCGGCGCGAAGAGAAGGGGUGGGGGGGGAAGCCUGAGCCCGCGCUCCCGGCCAAAGUGAACUUUAAUCGGGGAGGUUGGAUGCAGAGCCCGUGCGGCAGGACCUGCUAGAAGUGGCUGAAGAUGAAUCCCCAGCAGCAGCGCAUGGCCGCGAUAGGGACCGACAAGGAGCUGAGCGACCUGCUGGACUUCAGUGCGAUGUUUUCCCCACCUGUUAAUAGUGGGAAAACAAGACCGACGACCCUGGGAAGCAGUCAGUUCAGCGGGUCAGGUAUGGAUGAACGUGGAGGAACAACAUCUUGGGGCACAAGUGGUCAACCAAGCCCUUCCUAUGAUUCAUCAAGAGGUUUCACAGACAGCCCUCAUUACAGCGAUCACUUGAAUGACAGUCGAUUAGGAGCCCAUGAAGGCUUGUCUCCAACACCUUUUAUGAAUUCAAAUCUGAUAGGAAAAACAUCAGAAAGAGGCUCAUUUUCCCUGUACAGCAGAGACUCCGGUUUAUCAGGCUGUCAGUCCAGUCUCCUGAGACAAGAUCUAGGACUUGGGAGCCCAGCACAGCUGUCUUCUUCAGGAAAACCUGCAACACCAUACUACUCAUUCUCUGCCACAAGUUCUAGGAGAAGACCUCUCCAUGACUCUGUAGCUCUAGAUCCUUUGCAAGCAAAGAAAGUAAGAAAGGUGCCUCCUGGCCUGCCUUCUUCUGUAUAUGCACCAUCCCCAAAUUCUGACGAUUUCAACCGUGAAUCUCCUAGUUAUCCGUCUCCCAAGCCACCAACCAGUAUGUUCGCUAGCACUUUCUUUAUGCAAGAUGGGACCCACAGUUCUUCUGACCUUUGGAGUUCAUCAAACGGGAUGAGCCAGCCUGGUUUUAGUGGAAUUCUGGGAACCUCAACUUCCCACAUGUCUCAGUCCAGUAGUUAUGGCAGCCUUCAUUCACAUGACCGCUUGAGUUAUCCUCCACAUUCAGUGUCACCUACAGACAUAAACACGAGUCUUCCGCCAAUGUCCAGCUUCCACCGUGGCAGUACCAGCAGCUCACCAUAUGUUGCCACCUCCCAUACCCCUCCCAUCAAUGGAUCAGAUAGCAUUCUAGGAGCCAGAGGGAAUGCUGCUGGAAGCUCACAGACGGGUGAUGCACUUGGAAAGGCUUUGGCCUCUAUUUAUUCUCCUGACCAUACAAGCAGUAGUUUUCCAUCAAACCCAUCAACACCGGUGGGAUCCCCUUCACCUCUCACAGGUACUAGUCAGUGGCCCAGAGCUGGAGGGCAAGCUCCUUCAUCCCCAAGCUAUGAAAACUCACUUCACUCCCUGAAAAAUCGAGUUGAGCAGCAACUUCACGAGCAUUUGCAAGAUGCAAUGUCCUUCUUAAAGGAUGUCUGUGAGCAGUCUCGAAUGGAGGAUCGUUUAGACAGACUGGAUGAUGCUAUCCAUGUGCUGCGGAACCAUGCAGUUGGACCUUCUACCAGUCUGCCUACUAGUCACAGUGAUAUACACAGUUUAUUGGGACCAUCCCAUAAUGCACCAAUUGGAAACCUGAAUUCAAACUAUGGAGGAUCAAGCCUUGUUACAAACAGUCGAUCAGCUUCAAUGGUUGGAACUCAUCGGGAAGAUUCCGUCAGUCUCAAUGGCAAUCAUUCUGUCCUGUCUAGUACUGUUGCUGCCUCAAACACAGACCUGAACCAUAAAACACCAGAAAAUUACAGAGGUGGCUUGCAAAAUCAGUCUGGAAAUGUUGUUCCAACAGAAAUCAAGACUGAAAACAAAGAAAAAGAUGAGAACCUUCAUGAGCCUCCUUCAUCAGAUGACAUGAAGUCAGAUGAUGAGUCUUCCCAAAAAGACAUCAAGGUCUCAUCUCGAGGCAGAACAAGCAGUACCAAUGAAGAUGAAGAUCUGAAUCCGGAACAGAAAAUUGAAAGGGAGAAGGAAAGGCGGAUGGCUAACAAUGCCAGAGAGCGCCUGCGUGUGCGGGAUAUUAAUGAGGCAUUCAAGGAGCUUGGCCGAAUGUGUCAGCUUCAUUUGAAGAGUGAAAAACCUCAGACAAAACUCCUCAUUCUUCAUCAAGCCGUGGCAGUCAUCCUUAGUCUAGAACAGCAAGUCAGAGAGAGGAACCUCAACCCCAAAGCAGCCUGCCUUAAGAGAAGAGAAGAAGAAAAGGUCUCUGCUGCGUCAGCAGAGCCACCAACCACACUGCCAGGAACCCAUCCUGGGCUUAGUGAAACUACAAACCCUAUGGGUCAUCUGUAAACAUCAGCCAGUUCCAGCAUCAUCAGUAGGCUAGAUAGAAGGUGACCUCUCCUCAUAAAGACUUGGACAACUCAGAUUAUCUGAAGACACAGACCUGACAGGAGAAGAAAAACAAAACACUUGAAGCAAGAAACUCAAAUGUAAUCCUAUGAUCAAAGUAGCUGGUCAACACUUCCAUCAGAAGUGAGGAUAGGAAGCUCAUCAGAGAACGCCGGCCCAUGAGGUGUUUGCAGUGUAUCAUUCUGCUGUAAGCAAUGUGUCGCUUCUGCACAAUCAGAGACUGUCUCAUCUCUCCACUCAACGUGGAAGUUGCCUUGUGCCUAAACUGAAUUGACAAAUGCAUUGUAACUACAAAUUUUAUUUAUUGUUAUGGAACUGUGAGGUCUACAUAUAAAGGGAAAAAGUUCAUGUGGGAAGCUGAUGUACACUCAGCUGAUGCCAGCAUUGUUAAAGCUGUUCACAAAGCAGUGGCAACCAUUGGCCCUUAGCAUUCCCGGCAUACCUGUUAGUGUCUUAAAAAGGAAGGGAGUCCUUUGUUGCCCUCUCCGACCUUCGCCAUAUGAAUAGUGUUUUCCAUGAAAUAGGAAAAUAUUACUUGGUAUAGCAUUCUCUCUUCUUUUUUCACUCAUUUUUAUUUUCUCUUUGUGGUUGUUAUAUUUGGUCUAAGUCUGCAUAGUUUAUGGUCACAGUCCAGAACCCUCCUCCAGCCCUGUGUGCUUUGUUCAUGUCCUUGCAGUGAUAAGCAGACACCAUCUGUGACCAUAGCCUAGCUAAGAUUUUGAAAGGGGAAAUUUUGUCCCCUGGAUUUGCCCCCAAAUAAACAUUGCUUUAUUUCUAAUAAUCACUAAGACUUUUCAGGCUUCUAGGUUUCAUAGUAAAGCUAUAAUAGCAAGAAAUGUAACUUACAAGGGAGAGUCUACUUUUUAGAAAUUGCUUUGUUUUCCAAGCAGUAAGUACUACAUAAUAUGGUACUUGUAAAGUGUUAGCUGUAAGUAAGCACAAAAUGCAUUCAAUACAAUACAAAGAUGACUUUUCAGGCCAUGAUCAUAGUGAGCGUAACAGAACCCGGGAGUCCCCAGGACAGGCAGUUUGAACGCACACAACCACUCCAGGCUAAUUACCUAUGGAAUCCAAGAGCAAUGGUCACAUUUCCUUACCCUGGCCUUUACUUCUCUGUCCUUUGGUUGACUGAUCAGUGCAGUUGGGGCAGGGUGUGAUUUAAUCACCUACAAACCACCUGCCUUUGCCCUAGGAAGAGCUAGAUUAGCGCUGAGCUGUACUUGUCAUUCCAUCUUAGCAUUACUUAUUAAAGCCCCUCUAUCUCUAAUCCUUCAUACUUGUAUUUAAGACACGGUAAUCACUUUGAACUUCCAUGAAAUCUGUCUUCCACCACAGCAGCGCUGGGAGAGAAAAACAUGCUGAACAUGAUGGUCUUGGCUAAGUAACUCCUUAGAGCCAGUAUCAGUAGCAGUCUGCACAUAGAAGAAAAAUCCCAAGUCAUUCUGUAACUUAAAACAACGGAGAAUUUGAAAGAACAAAAGCUAUUAAGACAGCACUUCAUAUCUCCAUCAGGACUAUUUCUAACAAGUCAGUCUUUGAUGAAUUUAGUGGACUUAGGUUGUAUAUGUUCUCCAGUUAUAUCAGACUACCUGUGGCCUUGUUCUUCAUUUCAGUGUUAAUCGGCUCAAACAGAAGUUGUUGCUUAUGAUGUGUGAGUGAACAUAAGCCACUGCCUGGCCUUUUUCUUCAGAGCUUGUUGUCUUUUUCGCUAUAUUAGACUUUGCAGUAUGCCCAGAAGCUUUCCUUCAUAAAAUAGAAAGAAAAAAAAACAUUUGGCUUAUUUUUCACUGUAGCUAGUCUUUUAUACAAUAAUCUUGUAAGAAAAUUUCUUGAAUUCUAAAUAUUACUCUUUCUAGAUUUUUGAAAUCAAAAAUUUUCAGUAAAAAGUUUCUUACUUUAUUUUAUUAUAUUAGGUAGUUAAAGAAAAUGUAGGGUUAUUUACCAUAACCUGUUCAUUAAUAUCAGAAAUUUACAAUAGCAUUUUAAGAGCAUAGUAGGUUCUAGCAUACCGUGUAGUUCCUAUGGAGUAUUGUGAGAGCGAACUGUUGGGAGAUGAGCUGCUUUUCAUCUUGUUCUCCAGUUUCCAUUGUCGAUUUAUUGCAGAUUUGUAUCCUGUGUCAAAUUCAAGGUAUUAUUGAUAAACCUUUUCAACCAGCAGCAAGAAGUUCAAAUUUUUUUUCUGUCACUGUAACAGAAAACGCAGUAUGUAUAUAACAUUUAUGUAGCAAUAAAUGUGCCAUCCUUUUUUUAACAUAGUAAACUAGUGAGUUUUUUACACUUUUGUUUCCCACAGAAUAAUGUAUUUUGUUUUCUUUUCUCUACCUCCUUCCUCCUAGAAAGUCUCAAACUGCUUUUCCUGUCUGCACUAACUGUGCUUCACGGGUGACCCUGCAGGACAGAUGGGCCUGGGAAAGCUAAGAUGACACAUCCCAACCUGCACAGUUCUCUUGCCCUCUCUUCUGAUGCUGUAGUAGAGAAAAUCUCCUCUUGCAGAUGUAGAGAAGAAUGAAGAUGAUGGGAAAGGACUUCAGAUGAGGGUUUUAUUAACAGCCCUUAAAACACCCUCACAAUCUUUUCUGUCUCUCUUCUCUCACCUACAACCAAAAAUAAACAAGCAAUCAAACCUGCCAUAGUAGGGAGAUGGCAAUGUAAUUAAAAGCUUAUUCAUCCAUUUUUAACACUACAUUCAUACACACAUGUAUACAUGUAUGCAUGCAUUGAACUUCUAUGAGAACUUCAUGAGAAGCCUGAGAUAAGGACCAUCUGGAGGUCUUUUUCAUGAAGAAACCAGGUGGAUUUUGAGAUUUGAUAUUCAUGUGAGGCACAGCAGAUCAUUUUACUUCUUAUGUGGUUUGAUAAAUAUAAACCUUUUAGUUUUAUACAAAAUGACAAACUAAAAAAACCUUCAUACAGGAAGAAAAUAUCUGAUGUUAGAAGUGAAACAGAUUUGGAGAGCUAGUCACCUUGCCUCAUUGACGGGUUUAUAAGAGCGCGCCCAGAAAAAUCCUGUGUCUAGGAGCACUUAGAGCUGGUCAAGACUUAAAACUUUUCCUACAAAAGCCCUGUCUUCAAUUUUUUUCUCUCUGUACAACUUCUAAGGGAUUCAACUCAAUGGUUUCAUUUUUUUAUUUAUUUCCACUAAUUUCUCUCUAGUUGAUGAAUUCUUUUUUUUUCCUUAGAAACUCAAUUAUUUUAAAUAGACAUCACAUAAGGGGUGGGUGUACUUGAGGUGUGUGUGUGUGUGUGUGUGUGUGUGUGUGUGUGUGUGUGUGUUUAGCUAAAGAGUAUUAGUUUUGGCAUCAGUCAGUUGUUCAAAUCCAAGCUCAACGUCUAAUUAACUCCUUUUCCUUAUCUGGAAAGUGGAGAAUCUGUACAAGAAUUGUGUAAGUAUUGAAUGAAACAAUGUAUGGAAAGCUCUACCAUGAUUCCUAUCACAUAGUAAGGAAUCAAUAAAUUAUGAAUAUUUUUAAAAUAAAUAGUAUUUUAACCAG